Molecule: messenger RNA, 2178 nt
Organism: Phoenix dactylifera (date palm)
Lineage: Eukaryota; Viridiplantae; Streptophyta; Magnoliopsida; Arecales; Arecaceae
Source: RefSeq, a predicted model, not a curated record
UCUUUCUGUCCUGAGAAACCUCUGUUUCUUUUCAGAAGAUUGUGUUAUUGUUUGUUUUAGGAGUCUGUUCUUGGGUUUCGUGGUGCUUUGUGUGUGAUAUUGAAUCUUGUGAAGAAGGAUACAGUCUUUAUUCCUUGGAUGUUGGAGAAUUGAUGAGACUCUCUCUUUCUCAAGAAGCCUUUGCUAUGACAAGAUAUUGAUUCCUUAUUUAGUUGGCACUGAUGCUCCUUUGGUUUCAAUGGUCAAAGUGCAGAAGGAGAUUAAAUGUGAUAUGGGUAUGGAGUGGAGUCAAGCUCAGGACAUCAAGAUUCGAUCUUUAUUUGUUUCUAUCAGGAGAUUGAUAUAAGAAAUUUGUGCUUUAUUUCUUUUAUGUCAUGGUUUUCUUUCGUGUAGAAAUCAAUGUAUUAAAUUUAUAUCUUUGAUUUUAAAAUUUAGGUUUUCUCUGCAAAUAUCUCCUGAUUUGGUGAUAGAAGGAAUCGGAUGUGACCUGGCUUGUUGAGUGGGUUCAACCCUUCACAUAUGAUUAUGCAUAAUGUUGUUAGGAAAAUAUAUUAUUACUAUCUUUUGGCAGCGUUGUCCAUUAUUUUUCUUAACUUACUUUACGCAAUGGGGCCCUUUCCAGCUGAUCUCUUAUUUAAUUGGAGUGGUUGAAGGAGAUCAAUCAUGAGUUACCAGACUGAAACCAGUGAAGUCAUUAGAAAUAAGGGGAAGUACUUUGCAAUUUUCAUCUGCUGGCUUCUAGGAAAUGGAUGCCUUUUCUCAUGGAAUAGCAUGCUAACAAUUGAAGAUUACUAUGUUUACGUUUUUCCAAGGUACCACCCCACAAGAGUUCUUACACUUGUUUAUCAACCUUUUGCUCUUGGAACGCUUGCAAUACUGGCAUACAAUGAGUCAAAGAUCAACACCAGAAGCCGCAACCUAACUGGAUAUACUCUGUUCUUCUUAAGUUCUCUGCUACUAAUUGUGUUGGAUGUGGCAACAUCUGGAAGAGGCGGGAUCGGAGUCUUUAUCGGUAUAUGUGCCAUCAGUGGAGCAUUUGGAGUUGCCGAUGCUCAUGCUCAGGGAGGGAUGGUUGGUGAUCUGUUCUUGAUGCGCCCAGAAUUCAUGCAGUCCUUCUUGGCUGGCUUGGCUGCAUCUGGGGCUUUAACCUCUGCUUUGAGAUUAAUAACAAAGGCAGCUUUCGAGAAUACCCAAGAUGGUCUUCGCAAGGGAGCUAUGAUGUUCUUCGCGAUCUCAGCAUUUUUCGAGCUACUCUGUGUGCUUUUGUAUGCAUUCAUCUUUCCCGAACUGCCGAUUGUGAAGUACUACCGUUCAAAAGCAGCUUCAGAAGGAUCGAUGACAGUUGCUGCAGACCUUGCUGCUGCUGGCAUCCAAAAGCAACGUGAUCAAGGGGCUGAAGAGGACCCAAAUCUUCUAGAGCGUUUGACGAACAAACAGUUGUUACUGCAAAAUUCAGAUUAUGCAAUUGACAUAUAUCUGAUAUAUGUUUUGACAUUGUCAAUUUUCCCUGGAUUCUUGUCUGAGGAUACUGGGUCCCACAGCUUGGGUUCAUGGUAUGCACUUGUCUUGAUUGCGAUGUAUAAUGUGUGGGACCUCAUAGGGAGAUAUGUACCUCUUGUGAAUUGGCUCAAGUUGACAUCACGGAAGGGCCUCAUGGUUGCAAUUCUUUCUCGUUUCUUGCUGAUUCCAGCAUUCUACUUCACAGCAAAGUAUGGAGAUCAAGGAUGGAUGAUUAUGUUGACAUCAUUUUUAGGACUCACCAAUGGUUACCUUACUGUGUGUGUGCUUACUGCAGCACCAAAAGGAUACAAGGGACCCGAGCAAAAUGCACUGGGGAACUUGCUUGUCCUAUUUCUUCUAGCAGGUAUAUUCUCAGGGGUGACACUUGAUUGGUUGUGGCUCAUAGGCAAACGCUGGUGAUGUUGCAGAACUAGGGGCACAUGAAGUCUACCAAGAGUAGCUUAUUUAUUUGUAUAGAUAAAAAAAUUGUCCCACGGUUUCUUUCUUCUUUUUUUUUCUUUUAUUUGCUAGUGACAAGAGCAUGAUUUUUAUUUCUGCCUCAAAACAUGGGACGAAUUGAAAGUUUUCUGAGCUUCAUUGAGUUCAGCAGAAAUUUAUAUGGAACAAAAUUGUUUCAUCAAAUAAAAGAUCGAUACAAAUGUCUUGCAUGUAGUUUUA